Messenger RNA from Effrenium voratum, 3132 nucleotides. NCBI's taxonomy places the organism in Eukaryota, Dinophyceae, Suessiales, Symbiodiniaceae. The record is from the annotation of a GenBank genome assembly.
AUGGCCAUGCAAUCCAGCGCUUCCAUCUCGGAAGGCAAAGGGAUCCGGCAUUCCUCGACCCACGCGGCGGAUCAAACCGUUUUGGAAGGUGUGGACCAAGACAAAAAGCUAUGGCACGGAAGAGAAGCAGCGGCUGCGACGGUCCGCAAGCACGUGGAGACCCAGCAGGGCACAGUGAAGGGCACCCUGGGCAUGGUGCAAGGUGUGAUCUUUCCCUGCAUGGGCAACAUUCUGGGCGUGAUCCUGUUCCUGCGUGGCCCAUGGAUCGUUGGCAAGGGCGGCAUAUUGGAAGCCUUCGGGGUGGGAGCGGUCUGCUGCACUUGUACCUUCCUGACGACUCUCAGUCUCUCUGCCAUUGCCACCAACGGUAAAAUCGCUGGUGGUGGUGCAUACUAUUUGAUCUCCCGGUCUUUAGGCCCUGCACUUGGAGCUGGUGUGGGUCUUUGCUUCUACAUGGCAAACUCCAUUGGAGCUGCUAUGUACUUUAUGGGCUGUGUUGAAGCCUGGGAGAUAGCGCAGCCUGACUACCAGAUUGGGGUGAUUGGCGACUUGAACAACGUCCGCUUUUCGGGCUACAUCAUCCUGGCCGUUGCUGUCUUCAUCAUCUUCGGCGGCAUCAAGUAUGUCUCGCGCCUGGGGACCCUCUUCCUCAUGGUGGUGCUGUUUGUGAUCCUUUGCAUGUACAUCGGCUGCCUCAUGGGCCCCACAGACAGCAGGCCUGCCACCUACACGGUUCCCAUCGUGUCAGAUGGCAUCACCAUUCAGAAGACGUUGACUUGGACAGGUCCCUCUGCCGCCUCGUUCGAGGACAACUGGAAGUCUGCCUGGGAUGCCCCGCAGAUGGCCUUCCCCAAAGAUACCACAGAGUAUAACUUUGUAAACAUGAUGGGCCUGUACUUCCCCUCCGUCACGGGCAUCAUGGCUGGUGCCAACCGCUCUGCUGACCUCGCGGACCCCACCAGGUCUAUCCCCAAAGGGACUCUCUUCGCACAGAUUGCGACCACCAUCAUCUACCUCUCCUUCAUUUUUGUCUUCGGCUGCACGGCUCCCAGGGAGACACUUCUGAACGACAAGUUCUUCGCAUCUACCUCCGCCUGGCCCUUCAAAGAGGUGGUGAUCUACGGGGUCAUGGCCUCCAGCCUGGGCGCGGGGCUGAACUCCCUGGUCUCGGGCACCAAGCUGCUGAGCGCCAUCGCCGGGGACGGCACCUUGCCCAUCCUGCGCUGCUUCCGAGCGGCGCCAGGCAAAGAGCCGCGAUUGGCGCUGCUGGCAAGCGGGGCUCUUUGCGCGGCCUCCAUCACCAUUGGCGAGCUGAAUGCCAUUGCGCCCCUGCUGACGAUGUUCUUCCUGAUGUGCUACACUUGCGUGAACAUGUCCUGUACGAUCCUGCACUUUGUGAGUGACCCCAACUGGCGGCCCACCUUCCGCUUCCACCACUGGUCCAUCUCCCUGAUCGCCGCGGCGCUGUGUGUGUGGAUGAUGUUCGCCAUGGCUCCCAUCAUUGCCAUGGCAGCCAUCCUUUUCUGUGGCCUGAUCUUGGCCUACGCCGCGUACAACUCCGCCAACACGAAGUGGGGCGAUGGCUUUCAGGGCAUGAAGUUUCAGCUUGCCAAGAACAUCCUCAUCAGUAUGGAUGCCAAGCUCCACACCAAGAACUGGCGCCCGCAGCUGCUCGUGGUGACGGAGCCGAAGAUGAGGUCACUGAGCUCCUUAGAAGGAUCUGCAUUGCACUUCCCAGACUUGGAGAUUCUGAAGACGGCCUCGCAGAUGAAGAACGGCCGUGGCUUCAUCGUGCUGGGCGGGAUUUGCUCUGGCAAGGGGAAGAUGCUCUCCCAAGGAGGCCUUUUCCUGAGUGAGAAGAUGGCAGACCAGGUGGCUGAGGGCAAUGGCGAGGUGAAGGAAUUGCUCGAAAGGUACAUGAUCGAUGGCUUUGGGAAGAUUGUCUAUGCGGACGACUUCACGGCGGGCUUGGCGGACCUGGUGCAGAGCAGCGGCAUGGGCGCCUUCGAGCCCAACUGCAUCCUGGCCGCCUGGCCGAAGAACGCCCUGGGCGACGACGUGCAGAGCCGCAUCAAGCUGGUGAACAUGGUCCAGAUCUCGGCGAUUUUCCAGAAGGUGAUGAUUCUCACGAAGGGCUUGGAAUGGCCGGAGUUUGAGGAACGCUUGGCGGGCAACAUUGACAUUUGGUGGAUUGUGGGCGACGGAGGAGUUCUGCUGCUUCUGCCCAGCCUACUGAAAAAGCAUCGGGUGUGGUCCGGGUGCCACAUCCGUCUCUUUGUCUUGGCAGACAGGGCUGGAGACGAUGUGGAUCAGAUGCAGCACGAGCUAGACACGUACGUGCGCGACUUCCGCUUGAAGAUCGAAGUGCACAUUAAGGUCGUGGAUCAGGUGGUGGAUCCGGUGAGCCCAGACUUCAUGGCCCCGCCAGAUGAUGUGGUGCCCAACGAGUAUGUUGAGCUGGAGGAGGGAAAGCGGAAGACCGACUUGCCGGUGCGGGUGACCAGUGGCCAGAGUCUACAGGACGCCCUGAACCGCUGGCGUGGCCGGGGCUUCACGCGCGAAAGGUCCUACGAUAGCAGAGUGGAUGACGUGACCCAGAGCAACAAUUCAGUUUCCUGGUCCGCGCGCCACGGCCUUCGCGGCAAGAAGGCGCCCUUCCCCGAGCGCCUGGCGCAAUGGGCGCCAGAACCCCAGGCGUACCUCACCGCGGAGGAGCUCAUGGCCAUGAACUCCAUGACGGAUCCGGGCCCCUCCGGCAAGGCCUACACCGCAGUUGACCACUUGCGCUUCGGUGAUGAGCCGACGCGGGUCCACAGCGGUGGGAGCGAAGGAGGCUUCCAGCGGCAAGUCAGCGGCGGUGAAGGGAAGCGCACGCUCUUCCUGCACGACGCUCGGCAGCUCACCGCGACGGCUCCCUGUCGGGAGGAGGAGCUGUCCGUGGUGUCUGUCUUGAACAAGCUGAUGCUGGAGGAGUCGCAAGAUGCGGAUCUGGUGUGCACAAAUCUGCCAGACAUGCCGCCGUCUGACAGCGCGCUGGGCUACUGCCAGCUGGUCGAGGCAAUGACGAGCAACAUGAAGCGCGUCAUUCUGGUGAGAGGUACCUCCAGCGAGGUGAUCACAGCCUUUACGUGA